Molecule: messenger RNA, 768 nt
Organism: Metarhizium brunneum ARSEF 3297
Lineage: Eukaryota; Fungi; Ascomycota; Sordariomycetes; Hypocreales; Clavicipitaceae
Biological process (GO): positive regulation of DNA-templated transcription
Cellular component (GO): nucleus
Molecular function (GO): transcription coactivator activity; chromatin DNA binding
Source: RefSeq, a predicted model, not a curated record
AUGGACAACCCUCAUGAUUAUCUGAUCACCAGUCCCUCUCGUCCAAGACGUCCUACUGAUCCUGACUCUUCUGCUAGUUGGGUUAUGCUGAACCAAGGAGGCUUUGUCAAGCUUGGAAACGAACGAAUACUCCUCAAACUUGAUUCAAGAAUAUCAUGCGACCUAUCUGUGCCCCAGGAACUCAAGGCCCGAUGUACCCCGUUUCAGUGUAAGAGCGACAAGGGCACAUUGUUCCUCACUAAUAAGAGAAUUGUAUAUCUCCCCUCCAAGCCCACACAGGAGCCAAAAUUUGAAUCCUUCAGCGCCCCGAUUCUCAAGUUCCAGGACUCUAGUACAUCAUCGUCCAUGUGGUGGGGUUGGGUGUGGAAGUCGGAUUGUAUUCCCGUCUCUGGAGGAAACAUUCCGCCUGACCUGCCAAGAAUAGAAGUGAAAUUCACCUUCUCCGAUGGCGGCAUGAUGGAGUUCAAUGAAACAUAUAUACGGCUCAGAGAACGCUUGUUCCAGUACCAGGAAAUGAGAAGGGAGAUGGGCCCCGGUGCCGAUAUACCAGAUGAGCCUUUACCCGCAUAUGAGGGCCCUGGUACAAAUCCACCGGAAUCGACGACAACACUGACCGUUCCACGGACCAAUCGGUCAGACAGCUCCUCCAGUCGCCGGGCACCCGAUGAACCUCCACCUGGCUAUGACGAAGCGCAAGCACAGCAGAUCAGUAUGCGCCUAGAAGACCAUAUUCGGGGAGAAGUGGAUCGAGGCGCCACGGACGAGUGA